AACAUUUCCUGUCAGAGAUUGGAAUCUUUCUCAAGUAGGCUACAUUGGUUUCUUGGAGACAACAUGCAUCACAAUUCAACGUCAAGGUGUGUUUGAUUCGAGCUGGGUAAACUACACUUCCCAUGAUGCCUUUCGGCCGGGCCACCGUAAACACAGAAGGCGGAAACAAAAGAGCUCUCAUAAAUGCACAAACCGUAAACCGGCUGCCGGGCAAGGAAAUGAACUACAAUUACUGAUCGUGACACUCUACCCAAAUUGAAACGAAUAAAGUCACACGAAGUUUGUUGAAGUUCGGCUACACCAGUCAACAUGGCACUGAAGAGAAUAAAUAAGGAGCUGCAGGACCUGCAGAGAGACCCUCCAGCACAGUGUUCUGCUGGACCUGUGAGCGAUGACUUGUUUCAUUGGCAGGCCACAAUAAUGGGUCCGGGGGACAGUCCUUACCAAGGAGGUGUUUUCUUCCUCACCAUUCAUUUCCCCACCGACUACCCCUUCAAGCCACCAAAGGUAGCGUUUACAACAAAGAUUUAUCACCCAAAUAUCAACAGCAAUGGGAGUAUUUGUUUGGACAUUCUACGGUCGCAGUGGUCUCCUGCGCUAACUGUGUCAAAAGUGCUAUUGUCCAUAUGUUCUUUGCUGUGUGAUCCAAACCCGGAUGACCCUUUAGUUCCAGAUAUAGCACAGAUGUACAAGAAUGACAAAGACAAAUACAACAAACUAGCAAAAGAAUGGACCCAAAAGUAUGCCAUGUAACAAAAACAGUUGCAUUAUAAACAUGUUUUUUUUUUUUUUUUUCUUUCUUUAAUUUUUUUUAUUAAAGUCACAAAACACUGUAAAAUAUAGUAAGGAAUUGAAUAACCUCCAAUCAACAAUAUUCAAUGACAUUUAUCUCAUCAUGAGUCUCAUAGCUGAAAGUAAAACAGCGUGUUUUGGUGCUUUUUAGUCAUUUUACAAUUUUGAAUUCUCCUUUAAGACCAGCUAUUAGAAACCGCUAUGUAGCAUUCUUGUCAUUUGAUAAAAAAAAAAAUAUAUAUACAUAUAUAUAUAUAGAAGCUGCCAUUCAGGCACAAGGAGGAAUGCCAAAUUUGCUUUUCUAAACUUGACUGUAUUUCUGAAAAUUAUAAUGGACAUUCUUUUUUAUUUCCUCUAACAGUAUAACUUGAACGUAGUUUCAUUUUGUUUUACUUCCUGUAUGCUGAAUGGAAUAAUGAACAGGUGAACAGGUACUGUCUCCCUAAACAUCAAAAGCAGUUUCGAAAUCAUCUCAUUGUUUUCUUGUUCUUUACAGUAUUUUAAAAAGUAUACUUAUUUUACUAAUCUGGGAAAAUCAUUGUAAAGCUGCCAUUUUAAAAAAGUGGCUUGUCUCUUCGAGAAUUACUGAAUUUUUUAUUUUUUAUUAUUCAAACAUAAGAGAUCAGAUUUUUAGUUCAGUCUUAAGGGGUGUACCUGAAUUGUAUUGACAUUUAGAUUGAUUUGAUUCAUUUAAACUCCAGAAAGUGUGAAAAUCUUUUUAUGUUGUUGUUGUUCCUGUACAAAUUCUCACGUUUGACGCCUACAUGGCACAUUUUGUACUAAAAUAAAGAAUGGUACAGUCCAGUUCCAACUGUU
Molecule: messenger RNA, 1608 nt
Organism: Syngnathus acus (greater pipefish)
Lineage: Eukaryota; Metazoa; Chordata; Actinopteri; Syngnathiformes; Syngnathidae
Product: ubiquitin-conjugating enzyme E2 D3-like
Exons: 7
Coding region: 310-753 (147 amino acids)
Biological process (GO): protein polyubiquitination; ubiquitin-dependent protein catabolic process
Cellular component (GO): nucleus
Molecular function (GO): ubiquitin conjugating enzyme activity
Source: RefSeq, a predicted model, not a curated record